Messenger RNA from Lindgomyces ingoldianus, 1894 nucleotides. RefSeq lists its product as uncharacterized. The transcript is spliced from 2 exons. NCBI's taxonomy places the organism in Eukaryota, Fungi, Ascomycota, Dothideomycetes, Pleosporales, Lindgomycetaceae. The coding region runs from base 125 to 1723 and encodes 532 amino acids. The record is from RefSeq and is a predicted model, not a curated record.
CUAAACUUUAACAUUAAGACUCUCGUAGUCUUCAAAGAAAGUGCUAGUUUUUUAGAGAGCCAUCAGGUCGAGCCUAUCCUCUACGUGCUGAACGAUCCCUCCAGAUUCAGACUACUGUGGAAAGAUGCCCCGACAUAAAAUACUGUCCGACCUCCCAGGGAAAGCUCAAAGUUUCUUUGGUGAAGAACUGUCGUACAAUCUUCAACGACCAUACCCGUUCCACAAACGAUUUAAGAGAUGUGUCGCUGUCGGCAUAGUCCUCUUCCUGGCGGUUUUCACAGUAUUCAACCUUGCGACAACUGGCUUUGAUAUGCAACCAGAGUAUACUACUAACCCAAACGGAACCGAGAGCCACAGACGGUGGUUCAAUAACAAGUUUUUUACCUGGAAUGAUGAUACCCUCGAUCCAAAGUGCGAGCACUUGGACAUUCCUGUUGGAUAUGACUUCAUGACGACCAACUUAGGUCUUCGCUAUACGGUAACUGGAGUGUCUUUCCAUUCCGAUCCGUCCAACUCUAAGGCAAACUCGGCUCAUCGGUCAUCACUAUCCUAUCACAACAACACACUGACAGACUGCGAAGUCUCCAUGAUCGAUAUUGAUUUAAGAAAAUCGGACGAUACAACCAACUGUAACAGUUGUUGGUGGAGCUGGAUGGAUAGCUCGGCCGAUGCUACCGUCCAAUGUAAGAUCGCCAAUGAGGAAGGGCUAUUUGUUCUAUCGUUCAAGACCCACUACAAAAAUCUUGCUACACUUUACAACGAGGUGACCCUCGAUAAUUCGAUCCCUUCAAGUCCUUAUAGCUAUCUUAUAGUUGACGAUCCAACUACCCACGCGAGCAUCUGGUGGGGAGCGCGGCUCUUGAAUAACUACUUUCUCGGAAUACAAUAUAUGAUGGCAACAGCCUCGCCCAGCACACAACCGUGGAAACGAGCCGGCAUGACGUUAACCCCUGUUAAAGGGAAGUCAAUCGAGAACUCGGAGCUGUUUACUUUACGAUAUUUCACUCUUUCGUCCACUGGGAGUGCUGUCAAUGCUGUUUACUCGAAUCCCUCAGGUCUAUAUAACAAUGAGACUCUUAAUGAGUCCCGCCCACUUACCGAAGCACUCUUCUUUGCGAAGGUCUUUCGCUCCCUGCUUCUUGUGGACUUGGGAAACAGCCAUACAGAGAAUGUACUUCUUGACCCUAAAUUGCUCCAGUAUGUGCUCAACCCACCGGACAACUUUAACAGACAAACUGGAGGGCCUUUGAGAAACACCAGCCUCUUGGACUGGUGGAAAUACCAAGGGAUUGCACCACCCGGUGAGCCAGCAGAGCAGAAGUUCUCGGUUCCAAUGGCUGAAAGCUACACGAAAUUUAAAAAUCUUACAGGACCACUUAGUACUCAGAGGGCUUCCAUUUACGCACAAUAUAUUUGCUCUGUGGCCCAGUGGAAGAGCAAGUCAACCGUAACGUUAGUAGUCUUGGUGGCAAACUUCGCUUUGUUCCAAACAGCCUGGAUGAUCUUCAAGUGGUUAGCGGACCAGCUCGUUAAAAGGAGUGACCCGAAUGCAAUGUAUUGCGAGGGCUGUCUCAAGCUUAGCCGCGGACUAGUGACCUUGGGACCAGAAGAAGCGGAUUUAUCAGUGCAUAAGAGACACAAGAGAGAAAGCACUUGGUCAAUUAGUAGUACUCAAGGGUUGUUAGAAGACCAUACCAAUGGAGUUGACUCUUCCAAUGGAUAAAGAUCUCCGGGUGAAGAAGGGGAGUCUUUUUAUAUCAUUGAACACGGCUACUGCAUACUACUGCCUCCUAUAAUCUCAUGUUAUCCACUAGGCACUGCUUCACAGCAUACUCCCUACCAACUCCAUUCCUUUAUAAAUAUAGCUCCUAAGAUGCGCUCUUUUAGUAAUUAA